Molecule: messenger RNA, 258 nt
Organism: Rotaria sordida
Lineage: Eukaryota; Metazoa; Rotifera; Eurotatoria; Philodinida; Philodinidae
Source: the annotation of a GenBank genome assembly
AUGUGGGGAAAUAAUCCAAAUAAUUAUGGUGGUAAUACGGGAGAACGUAUGACUGAUAAUAUAAUUCAAAAUACUGUUCCUGGAGGACUAAACAGUGCAUUGGGUGAGCAAUUGGAUAACAUGAUGGGUGGCAAUCCCAAUCCAACGUAUGGUCAAAUUCACGGAGGUGCUCCUGGAGUUGGCGGUCAAUAUGGUGGUCAAUAUGGUGGUCAAUAUGGUGGUCAAUAUGGUGGUGAACAACAUCAUCAUCAUCAUUAA